Messenger RNA from Corticium candelabrum, 415 nucleotides. Its product is annotated as FYVE, RhoGEF and PH domain-containing protein 4-like. Bases 23 to 415 code for a protein of 130 amino acids. The record is from RefSeq and is a predicted model, not a curated record. The transcript has 2 exons. Lineage: Eukaryota; Metazoa; Porifera; Homoscleromorpha; Homosclerophorida; Plakinidae. Gene Ontology annotation, cellular component: early endosome; trans-Golgi network; recycling endosome. Gene Ontology annotation, biological process: endosome organization; retrograde transport, endosome to Golgi; receptor recycling.
UGUUUAGUGAUGUGUGGGGAAAAUGAGUAGAGGGGUUGAAGGUGAUGUGGCAGCUGAGGAGGAAUUUGGAGGUGGAAAUAGCAAGGAAGGGUGGAUGCUUAAACGGAGGAAGUUAAGGGGCGGAUGGAGGAAGGUUUAUGUCGUUCUGUCUGGUGAAGAGAUGAAAUAUGGGGAGACACGUGACAUAACAACAAGAGUCAUUCCUCUCGUGGGAUGUGAAGUCAACGCCUCACCUCCGUCUUCCUCCCACCAAUUCACAUUCAGUCUGAAAUUCACAAAGAGCAGCCGCGUCCACAACUUCGCAGUAGACAACGAGGACGACUACCAUCAAUGGCUACAAACAAUCUACUCGGCCCGCAUGGGCACAGACACAACAAAACACUCUGAUUUGUCAGAAGCAUGUAUUCUGCAGUAG